Molecule: messenger RNA, 3420 nt
Organism: Colletotrichum karsti
Lineage: Eukaryota; Fungi; Ascomycota; Sordariomycetes; Glomerellales; Glomerellaceae
Exons: 2
Coding region: 1-3420 (1139 amino acids)
Biological process (GO): 'de novo' NAD+ biosynthetic process from L-tryptophan
Cellular component (GO): cytoplasm
Molecular function (GO): metal ion binding; heme binding; indoleamine 2,3-dioxygenase activity
Source: RefSeq, a predicted model, not a curated record
AUGUCUGCCUUUGAAGGCCCUCUAACACCGCCUUCACCUCCCGCAUCACCCGCACCCUUUCCCUUGCGGAAGAAGCCACGGCGAGAUGUGGUCAAAUACAGAAGAUCAACAUCACCGCCAUCCAUCUUCCUCAAUGUGCCCCAAAAGUCAGCUGCAGGCCUCCUCACGCCACCAGACACUCCGGUGAAGAGACAGCACACUACAGGCACAACAUCAACGACAGUUAUCGACUGCCCUAUUUCCAAGGCCAGCUUUCUGCUUGCCCAGGCCUCUCUGGCAACUCAGCUAUUCGGAGGCUCAUCAACGACUGAGUUCAAGUUCCCGCAUCUAGGGUCACACCAAACACUCCGUUUUGGUGCUGGCCUUGACGGGUGUUUUAAUCGCAUCAAGGGCUUCCUAGGAGGUCCAGAAACGCAGAAAAGCCGCAGUGUUACCUCGGAAUGCUCCGGUCAACGUCUGCCAGCGUCUCUAGAGGCAUGGGAGGUGGUUCACAGGAGUCUGCCUCGGUUACUCCGAGCGGGACGAGUGCGCCAAGCUGUCGACGCCCUGUCGGUAGGAGGGAGAGAUUUGUGGAAUGACUUGGAGCAGCGCCAUCUGGCUCGAGCGGCGCUGGUGCUGAGCGCGCUGGCCCACGCGUACAUGUUUGGAGAGGAGAAGGACUGCGAACGGUCAAAACUACCGCGGCAUGUCCUUGAUGCGUGGGAGAUGGUUUGCGCGGAGAUGGGAAGACCCAUUACUGGGCGGGUGCCCGCCGACGACGUGCUCAACAACGCCGUGGGCAACGGCUCGUUCAGCCUCAGAAGUACUUAUUUUGACCUUCCCGAGGAACGACUCUCAUCGGGACUGCAGGGAUCGAUGGAGGCCGUUUUUGCGCCUGCCCUCUCCACCAUGGCGCUCGCGCAGAGCAGUGUUCUGGCAGACCAGCCCGGCCAGGUCGCUCAUUGUCUGGAGAGUCUGGCGGCGCGUGUCGUAAAGUGCGCCCAGGUGCUCGAUGCUAUGACCCCGCGUGAUACGGCACAUUUUGAUCCCGUCAUUUGGAUCAAGACUUAUCCGGCCAUGGGCCGGGCGGUGACUUCCGGCGAGCUGGGAAACAGCGGCGUCGAUGUACCGCUGUUCCACGCGCUGGACAUCUUUAUCGGCCGCCGGGAUGUCAAGGGUGACUUGAGUGGGAUGCAGAACGACCGACGGGCCGCGCUGCCAGCCAACAUUCGCGUCUUCUUGGAUGCCCUUGGUGAUGAGGCCGGAAGUGUCAGGGAUUACGUCGCAGCUGCCCGUGACCGGCCACACCAUCUCCUCUCUGAAGAGGAGCAUUUGCAGUACCAGCGCCUUUCGGCGGCCUGGGACGGUCUUCUACAAAUGUACGUCUGGUUCCUCGAGCGGCAUCGCGUCAAAGCUGUUGGCAUCACGGGCGUGAGCCUGGGCACGGGACGACACUCGACGAGUAGCGGUGUCAAGAGCAGCGAUCAAGGCAACUGCGUGAGACCAGGAAAGCCAAAUGUACGACCCGAGGCUAUGCUAAGCAUGCAAAUGAAGAAGGGCAUGGCGUCUCGACUCGGCGGACGGCCGCUGUGGCAGGACGCGCAUGUGCAGUCCCGGAGCGUGUACCAGGGCAGCGUCGUGGUGGCCGUCAGGUUGGAUUCGAAGUUGCCGCUCCAACCGGGUGAUCGAGUGCAAGUCUGGCCACCGAGGAAGAGAAAGAAGUUGAACAGAACAUCUUCACAACAACGACGAUUGCGGGCCUUCUCCCCGGAAGAUGACGAUGUGUCGUCGGACAAGAGUGAUGAUGAUACGGCACCAAGCAAGAGUGAUAACGAAGCUGAGCCGAGAUUCUACUCUAUCGCCCGUGUGAUGCCAGACGUGGCUGAUGGGGCGACAGACUCGGGCCCGGGAAACGGAGGAGGGGGUAUGACCAUAACUCUGACAGUCGGUCAACAUUCGCCCGAGGGACUGGUCUCUUCAUUCCUCAGCAACGCCGCUCAAGGCACGCCUCUGCGCUUACGUCCCUGGCCCUCUCCGCGUUUUCGCCAACCACGAGAUCUGACUUUGCCACUGGUUCUGGUCGGUCAGAGCAGCGGUGUCGGCCCCUUGCUGGGCUUUCUGCACGACCGGGCAGCGUGGGCACAGCGGCUUAAUGACAGCCAACACGACGUCAGUGAGGUGGGUGAGGUGCUCCUCGUCGUCGCUGCCAGGACACUUCGUCAUGUCCCUUGUUCACUCGACAGCUUGGAGAAGUUGACCCAAGCUUUACCAUUGACCAUAGUCUUGGCUCUCAGCCAAGAGACACACCUCAUGAUCCGUGGUGGAACAUGGUCUCAGCUACCCGGUCCCAAGGGGAAACGGCGUGUCACGCGUCAUUUGGUCGAGUACCGAGACUUUGUUCAACGGCUCGUCAAGGAAAAGGACUGUCACGUUUUUGUCUGCGGCAGCUCCGACUUUGGGUCUUCAGUGAUGAACAGUCUUGGACUGGGCCGACCGCAACAGCAGAAACUGGAAGAAGAAGAACAACAGCAAGCACAAGAUGGGAAUACCGAGUCCUGCAAUCACAACCACACACAAUUACCUUCCCCUCCACCGCAUUGGAGCCAACUCCACCAAGAUCUCUUCACCACGGUGAAAAGAUCUUCCUCGUCCCCAACAGGGCCGAAGAACUCCAUUAUCAGCCCCUCAACCCUUGCAGCCCACAAUUCCAUCGACUCGUGCUGGACCGCCAUCGGAGGAACAGUCUAUGACAUGACGCCCUUCCUGUCCACGCACCCGGGCGGACCCAAAACGCUCCUUGAGUCGGCAGGCACCGUUGCCGACGAACGUUUUGCCGAGACGCAUGGUGGUCCACAUGCCCAGGAGAUCAGGGGAUAUCUCGAGAACUAUGCCAUUGGGCGUCUGUCCACCACCCUGGAUUCUGGCGAGAAGACGAGGACGGCUACAGCAAGCCUGAUGGAUUCCCUAGUAAGAAUGCAAAACGCACUCACCAACAACAUGGCCUUUGACGCAAGUCGUGGGCCGGUGCCCUUGUACGUGUAUGAGGAUGCCUUGUUGGUGUUUGCUGAUGGUCUAGAUGGCAUGGUAGACAUCCUGUCAGAUGUUGCCACAGACGAUUACUCCUCGGAGCUGGAAACGAUAGCAACCACGCAGGCGCGGUUGAAAGAGGCUUUCACAACCCUGAAAGAACGGUGCAAGAAAGACCUUUCCCACUCCCACUUAACACUGCUUGACGAGAGCGAGGUUCGGAUCCACAGGCUAUACAUGGAGCCUAGUAGGAAGGUGCAUGCAACUAUUGAUGCUUUCAAGGAGGACCUUGGCGAGAUUGGGACUCACACAUGUAACGAAGAAUGUGCCGAUGCACUGAAGCGUGGUUUUGAGAAGUUCUGCACUGAUUUAGCGGGUAUUGCCAUAGAUUUACUCGAUGUUACAUAUCCAUAG